Rosa chinensis is the source of this 2389-nucleotide messenger RNA. RefSeq names its product PH, RCC1 and FYVE domains-containing protein 1. The record is from RefSeq and is a predicted model, not a curated record. The transcript is spliced from 7 exons. NCBI's taxonomy places the organism in Eukaryota, Viridiplantae, Streptophyta, Magnoliopsida, Rosales, Rosaceae. Bases 583 to 2061 code for a protein of 492 amino acids.
CACCACUUUCUUCCUCCUCCUCUGCUGCUUUGCUUCCAUUCCCAAUUCUCCCAUUUCAUAUUCCAUCACACUCAAUUCUCUCCCUCCCCUAAAUAUAAACCAACCCCCCCCUUCAAACUUUACCCAAUUCUUUAAUUUAAUGAUGGGUUUCCUUUAAGAGUCACACCCCAUAAACAGAGCUCGUAGCCUCAUAGCCCACCAACUUUAUUUCCCCCUUUUCUCGCUUCAACUCGAAAAAGUCGACACCCCAUUACCCCCAUCUUUAUUUACAACAAGCUCCCAGCUCCAAUUUUCAAUCUUUCAGUUUCCAAAACAAAAACCAAAAAUCAAAGAUCCCACCUUUCCUUCUUGGUAAAAGGUUGUCAUUGGUAAUCUUGUGAUACUGAGCGACCCUUCUGAUGUUUUAUUUCCAAUCAGUGUACCAAAAAGCUGUCAAUAAUUUUUCAUCUAGGCCUCCCUUCUUGUAUUCCAUUUGCUGCCCUUUUCUCCCUUCUAACAUCUUCUUUAUCCGUUGCCUUAAUUGCCUCCGAUUCCGCCUCAAAAUUUGACACUCCCUACUGCUUUGAAUUUAACAUCUGUAUAAUGGCGGGGUAUAGGCCUAUUUCAAUUCAGGACUUGCCGACACAUUUGGUUUUGGAAAUCUUGUGCUCCGGGAGCCUCAGUGCCGUUGAUCUUUUGCAUUUAGAGUCGACUUCUAGGACUUUCGGAGGGAGCGGGGGGUUGUAUCCUCACAAGUUUCGGUCAUUGGUGGAUUAUGCGGCGUUUCAGCUGUGUAUUUCCCAUUCUGUAUAUGCUAAAAUGGAAGAGAAUGCUCAGACAGUGCUGUUUGAGCGGUGCGGUGGCAAGUGGAAGAGGAUUUUGAGGUUCUUGCAAUCCGUGGAGCAAUCGUCUGACAUGGUGGAGACUUCAGCAGGCAAUCAGAUGCAUAUUACCACUGGAAGGUAUCACACUCUGCUAAUAAGCAAUUCAUCAGUCUACUCAUGUGGUUCCAGCUUAUGUGGUGUUCUUGGCCAAGGUCCUGAGACUAAACUAUGUGUGACAUUUACCCGGAUUAGUUUUCCAUCUCCAGCACAUGUGGUCCAAGUCUCAGCCUCCCACAACCAUGCUGCUUUUGUUAUGCAAUCUGGAGAGGUUUUCACAUGUGGGGACAAUUCGUCAUUUUGUUGUGGGCAUAAAGAUACAAACCGGCCAAUAUUUAGGCCUAGGCUCGUAGAGGCAAUGAAGGGAAUUCCUUGCAAGCAGGUUGUUGCAGGGCUUAAUUUUACAGCUUUCCUUACAAGACAAGGCCAUGUUUAUACAUGUGGGGCCAAUACACAUGGACAACUCGGUCAUGGAGACACCACAGAUAGCCCAACUCCCAAAAUUAUUGAAUUUCUCAAGCAAAUUGGCUCCAUAAUUCAGGUUGCUGCUGGUCCGAGUUACGUCUUAGCUGUAACUGACAAUGGAGUAGUCUACUCUUUCGGGUCAGGUUCUAAUUUAUGUCUUGGCCAUGGAGAGCAGCAUGAUGAGUUCCAACCACGUGCAAUCCAAUCAUUUAGAAGGAAGGGUAUUCAUGUAGUUCGAGUCUCUGCAGGUGACGAGCAUGCAGUGGCACUUGAUUCCAGUGGAUUUGUAUAUACCUGGGGUAAAGGGUACUGUGGUGCAUUAGGCCAUGGGGAUGAGAUUGACAAGACUACCCCGGAACUCUUGAGCAGAGUUCAAAGCCAGCUGGCCGUGCAGGUGUGUGCAAGAAAACGGAAGACCUUUGUUCUAAUGGAUAAUGGUUUAGUAUAUGGUUGUGGUUGGAUGGGGUUUGGUAGCCUUGGGUUUACAGACAGGGGACUAUCUGACAAAAUCUUGAGCCCUCGCAUCCUUGAUAGCUUAAGACCUCAUCAUGUUUCUCAGAUUAGCACUGGGCUGUACCAUACUGUUGCUAUCACUAACUCUGGACAACUCUUUGGAUUCGGAGAUAAUGAAAGAGCACAACUUGGGCACGAUACACUGAGAGCAUGCCUCAAACCAACUGAAAUUUUUAUAGCAGAAAUGACUGAUGAGGUGAAUCUUGUUUCAGAAAACCUCUGACGUCAGGGAGAUGCCAUCUGUUUUAUGGAGCAGUAUGAUUUUCUUCCCUAAUAGAACACCAUUAGAUUUUUCACCGGCAUUUAAGAGAUCGUCGACAAACUUGUUUUAAGAGAUUGUCGACAAACUUGUAACUGUGUAAGUAGGUAAAUAGUUUUUGUAUCAGUAUAGUGUGCUAUGUGUGUAACACGAUAGUAGUUUUUGUUAUUGAUUUUUGUGUAUUUGUUGUGGGAAAUUAGAUUCCAUAAGAGAGUUUCAGCUACAGCUUCAUUGGCCACUGGAUUUCAUCUGUAAGUUGCCUACCAAUAAAGCUUCUUUCAGUUGCUUUCAA